UGACCCAGGAAUGGAACCCGUGUCUCCUGUGUUUUCUAUAUUGCAGGCAGAUUCUUUACCUGCUGAGCCAUCAGGAAAGCAAAUGAAGGAAGCCUGAAUUCAACUAAGUGGAGGAAAUGAGGAGUCCUUAGAAUCAAGUGAAGUAAGCAGAAGGAAGUUCCAGGACCAGGAAAGGAUCACUUCCAGGAAUACAUUAAUUUGAGAUGUGAAGUCUAUGAUUGGAAUUUGAGUGACAAUCUGGAAAAAUAGAAGAAUCCCAGUUCCAGUCAUUUUCUAAGAACAGAAGAAAAUGACCACGGUCCAGGGAUCAUUAUUGUUUGAAGAUGUGGCUGUGGAGUUCACCUGGGAGGAGUGGAGGCUACUAGACCCUGCUCAGAAGGACCUAUACCAGGACGUGAUGCUGGAGAACUACAGCAACCUGCUGUCUGUGGGGUAUCGAAGUCCGAACAAGUUGAAGCAAGGAGACAAACCAUGGAUAGAAAGGGAAAGUAUCCAUGAUCCAGAAGUUGGUGAUCCUAUGCAGCAAUCCUUGGAAAUCCAAUACAAGCAUAAAAAUAUGGAAAGAGGCCAUGAAUUCAGUUCUUUGGGAAAUAUUUUUUGUCUGCAUGGAAAUCUUGUUACUUUAAGGCAAAGCCAUGAGAAGUUUGACAUACUGAAUUCUAAUUUAGAUUUAGUUAACCAGAAUAGAAGCUCCAUGGCAAAAAAUCCUGACAAGUUUAAUAAAUAUGAGAAAUCAUUUCUUCAUAGUAAGCAUGAAAAACAUUACACUGGAAUUAAAUGCAAUAAACAUGGAAACACUCUCCGCACCAAUUCAAAACUCAGUAUACAUCAGAUUGAAAAAGGAAAGAAACAUGAGUGUGUGGAAUGUGGUAAAAUCUUCAUCAAAAAGUCUCAACUCACUGUACACCAGAGAACACAUACAGGAGAGAAGCCGUAUAAAUGCCUUAAAUGUGGUAAAGCCUUCUGUAGAAAGGCAGAGCUUAAUAUACAUAUGCAAGUUGAACAAGGAAUAAAUCCCCACGCGUGCAGUGAGUGUGGGAAAACCUUCUCUAGGAAGUCUCAGCUCCUUGUACAUCAGAAAACUCACAUAGGAGAGAAACCAUAUAUGUGCAGUGAAUGUGGGAAAGGCUUCAUCCAGAAGGGUAACUUCCUUAUACAUCAACGAAUUCAUACUGGAGAGAAGCCCUUUAGAUGCAAAGAGUGUGGUAAAGCCUUCAGUCACAAGCCAUGUCUCGUUGCACAUCAAAUAUUUCACACUGGAAAUCCUCCCUAUGUAUGCAGUGAGUGUGGAAAAGCCUACUUUCAGAAGUCAAGUCUCGUUAAACAUCAAAGAGGUCACACAGAAAAGUGCCACAAAUGCAAUGUGUGUGGGAAAAUCUACUCCACAAAGUUCAUACUUAGCAGACACCAGAGAGUCCAUACAAGAGAGAAGCCCCGUGGGUACAGCAGCUGUGGGAAAGCCUUCUGCCAUAAGUCCUCCCUCACUAAACAUAAGAGAACUCAUACAAAAGAGAAACAUGUCGAUUCAGUCAAGGUGGAAGAGGAUUCCUUGGAGAGCCAUGACUCAUGUGCCACAGAACCCAAACAGGAGAAAACCUCUGUUGAGACAGUGACAAUGCAGGGGCCUGCUAUGGCAGUGCAGGCAUCAUUAAACAUCCAUGGGUUCCUUGCCCAAGGGAAUGUGGUUCUUGUGGGAGAGCCUGUGGCCAGACGUGUCCCCUCAGGAGAUGGCAGAGAGUUUUCACAGGAGAGGAACCUCAUGAAUGGGGGUGUGGUACUGCCUUCAGUUACCAAUUAUGUCUUCUUUUAUGUCACAGGAAACAUGUAAGGAGGAGUGCAUUCAAUGUGGACCAGCCUUUGGAGCAGACUUUAGCUUUUUAUGUAGUUGAAAACUCUCACUGAGAGAAUGCUAAUGAAUGCAGUGAUAAUGGAAAGGUCAAUCAGUCAGUCAGUGUUAGUCGCUCAGUUGUGGCUGACUCUUUGUGACCCCAUGGACUGUAGCUUGCCAGGCUCCUCUGUCCAUGGAAUUCUCCAGGCAAGAAUACUGGAGUGGUUGCCAAUCCCUUCUCCAGAGGAUUUUCCCAACCCAGGGAUCAAACCUGGGUCUCUCACAUUGCAGGCAGAUUCUUUACCAUCUGAGCCACUAGGGGAGCCCAGUACAAAGAUAUACCUCAUUAAAUAUCAGCAGCUCUUAGUAGGUUGAAUAGUAGCGAGCUUGACUUCAAAAGCAUCAUAAAUUCACAUCAGAAAGAAAUUUUGGGAAGGCAAAUAUGUCCAUAAGACCACCCUCAUGUUCGAUUAUUCUCUGAAAGCACUGACUCAGAAACUAAAAAACCCCACAAAAACCUCAAAAACUCAAAAAAGAAAAACUCAAGAGCUGCUAUACUUAUGGUUACAGGUUAUGAUGGUGAAAAGUUACAAAUUAGCAAAUCUAAAAUGUGCUUAAGGCAGACUUUAGGAGAAACCAGGUACAUCCAGUUGUCCUCCCAGUGGCGUUCGUUGUAUGGACUGUAAUUCUGUGAGCAACUCAUGUGCAUAUUGCCAGCCAGAGAAACUCACCUGAGCCUUAGUGCCUAGGGACUUGGGAUGGGGUUUCAGUAAAGGGGCUCCUUAUGCUAGCAUGGAGAAACCACAUGGCUGACUUUAGUUUUUCAAACUCUAGCCUCCUUAAAGUCAAACCAAUACAGCAUGGCCCAGACCCCCAGGCAAACAAAAGCAAGUGUUCACCAAAAAUCAUAUUGCUGGCAUAAACUGUAUGACAUGGUUCAAACCCCAGGUAUGUAAAGAUGCUCUCGGCAGGCAUCUUUCCAAGGGCUUAGAGGUUCCCUCUCAGGUGCAGAUCAAAAGCCAGUCCUUUCUUUGGAAUGUACUGGGUCUGAACACCCUCAACCUGCCAAGUCAGCUUCUAAUUUGCAUACCAGUGAAAACGGUAAGGUUUUUAAUAACAUUGUUCCUCAUCAUGUGUCAGAAAUAAAUGUCUAUGGAUACACGAAAUGUGUAGAACCUUUAGCAGAAUGGCAGCCAAUCUCAUAAAGGAGAUAAGCUUGUGAUUGCAGUGGAAAUUUGGAAACUUGUUGAUGUAAAACUACCCUCAUUUUCCAUCAGAUUAACACCCUUAAUAUGUGUGUGUGUGUGUUUUCAUUUUUUGGCUGCACGCCACAGCUUGUGGAACUUUCCUGACCAGGGAAUCAAACCCAUGCCCCCUGCAGUGGAAGCAUGGAGUCUUAACCACUGGACUGCCAGGGAAGUCCUUAAUGUGUAGUUUGAUAGAUAAGGACUUGAACUCUUUCUCAUUGCUAGGGAAUGACUCCAUAACUCACCUGAUGAUGGUUCAUAGGCAGUGUCACAUUGUACCUAUUAUAUCUAAAUCUUUGGUCACCUUUGUUAGAUUCUUUUAGAAGCAAGUUGCUAGGCCAGCCCACCCUCAAUGGGAGAGUUGCACAUCUCUGAGGGCCUUCUUAGAGUCAACCAACCUACCUGAAUAAUCAUCAGGGAAAAAGAUAUUCUUUGUGGAAAGUUGCCAUGGUUUCCUGUUUAAACAGCGCUUGAACAGAACCUGGUGCUCUCUGUUCCCCUCACCCCCACCCCCAACCCCACCUUGAUCCAGCCUGGCUAUGUAGAGCCAGCCUUCUGCCACCGCCUCAGGGCACCCUUGGACCACUCCCAAGGUGUCUGCUGCUGCUCCAGUGCAGUGAGCCGCUGCCUCAGCCCCCUGAUGUGACCACCGUGUACCCC
Molecule: messenger RNA, 3735 nt
Organism: Cervus elaphus (red deer)
Lineage: Eukaryota; Metazoa; Chordata; Mammalia; Artiodactyla; Cervidae
Product: zinc finger protein 350-like
Biological process (GO): central nervous system development; regulation of transcription by RNA polymerase II
Cellular component (GO): nucleus
Molecular function (GO): RNA polymerase II cis-regulatory region sequence-specific DNA binding; DNA-binding transcription factor activity, RNA polymerase II-specific
Source: RefSeq, a predicted model, not a curated record